This is a messenger RNA of Aegilops tauschii subsp. strangulata, 786 nucleotides long. NCBI's taxonomy places the organism in Eukaryota, Viridiplantae, Streptophyta, Magnoliopsida, Poales, Poaceae. The record is from RefSeq and is a predicted model, not a curated record.
UAUGCCAUGGCCCAUAGUGCCCCGUAUAAGAAGGCCAAGGCAUUCUCUGAGUCUGAUCUCGAUGAUCCAAAGAACUUCACCAACCGCGCCUCCCACAACAAGCUCGUGAGGUACAGAGACGAGGGGAAGGCGAGGAAAGGGUCGGACUUUAACCCGAGCCAGCCUAUUGAUCCAGAGCUGGUGAUGAUAUCUGGUGGCGGGAGGAACCAUGGCUUGUUAGCCAUUGGGGAUGGACUGAUACGUUGUACUAGCACUCUCCCGCAGAUCAAGAGGCGCCAGACAAGCUCCGAUUCUGAGAUAAGCCCUCGUCCACGGCCAAUGGAUCUCGAAAUCAAGGCUGCUAUUGAGGAAGAGAGAGCAAAGACCCAUGAGCUUCUGGCGGAGGAAAGGAGGCAGGCGGCGGAGAGGGAGAGGGAGACUGAGGAGAGGACGGCUAGGCUUUUGGAGGAGGAGAGGAACCGGAACGACUUGACUAACCGGGCCAUAUACGAGCUCUUCGCGUCCAUGUGCGAGAAGAACGGUCAGACCCCUCCGCCGAUGCCAGUCAUUGCUCCGGCGGACACGCAUAACUCCCGACAAGCAUCGACGUCUGCCAUUGGCGUGAGCAAGAACCCCGAUCCUCCUCCGUCUGCCACUACCGCGAGCAAGAACCCCGAUCCUUCACCUACGGGUUGACGAUUUGCUUCAGAUCACGGAAGCUUGGGUUGAUGGAGUGCUUGUCUUUAGUUUUUGUUUUGACUUUGUGAAACUUGCUACCUAUGAUGAAACUGUGUAAUAUUGAUGAAA